AUGGAGUUCAUGAACCCGUCCAUUGGCGUGUCCUGGGGGUAUUGGCCAGUUCCGGGUGCUCCGCUUCUGCCCGAUAUCGACUCGAGCACAUCAAUGGUGAUCGGGACUUCGAUCGUCGGUUGCGUCGUGUCAGUGUUGUUGAUGUUGCCUCGUAACGUGCCCAGCCUUUGCGACGACAUCGCCAAGAUAACCGACGAGAUGUCGAAGGUAUGGCAGGAGUCGAUGGACUACCUCUGCGGGCUGACCGGGAGCAUAGGGCACGAGUCGAGGCACACGCUCGCGACCAGGAUAUCGUGGCUGAUGAGCGAGCACGCCAGCCUGAAGGAGAGCGAGGGCGUCGCAGGCGUGGUGGUGCACCUUCGAGUGCGGCCGCAGCGGCGCGGUGCAGAGGCUGGCGCAGGCCUACACCAAAGACACGGCGGAGGCCAUGGACAUCUUGGAGGCUGUGAGGCGCUGCCUGCUCAACCAGAGUCUGUCGAUGAGGCCCGUGAACUUUGGAGCCGCCGUCAGGCGGCCGCUCUUCGAGCUCGUGGAGUCGACCCGCAGCACCCGCAAGCUGAGCGCGGACCUCAUCAUGCUGCGGCAGCACAGCCGGAGGCGCUUUAA
Prorocentrum cordatum is the source of this 606-nucleotide messenger RNA. NCBI's taxonomy places the organism in Eukaryota, Dinophyceae, Prorocentrales, Prorocentraceae. The record is from the annotation of a GenBank genome assembly.